AUGGUUCUGAAUGACACAAAUAUUUCCGGGAGGCUCCCAGAUUCAAUUGGUAAUAUGAGGAAUUUGUCCAGAAUAGAAUUAGUGGAUUGUAGCUUUUAUGGAAAUAUCCCAAGCUCUCUUACCAAUCUCUCGCGAUUGUCUUAUUUGGACUUGUCAUUCAACAAUUUUACUGGUUCUAUUCCAUCACUCAGCAAGUCCAAGAAUCUAACACAUAUCAUUUUGUACUACAAUAAUCUAACUGGUCCGAUUGAUUCAACAGAAUGGGAAUCCCUCUUGAGUCUUCUUAUUCUCAACCUAGAAUUCAAUUUAUUUGAAGGAAAUAUUCCUUCAUCUCUGUUUACACGUCCAUCAAUUCGAGAGCUUCGACUUUCCAACAACCGAUUUUCUGGUCAAUUGAAGGGAUUUUUUAAUGCUCCAUUGCAAAUGCUGAAAACACUUGAUUUGAGCAACAACAAUAUAGGAGGUGAACUACCGACGUCUAUAUGGGAACUCCGAGGGCUCAAUGUCCUCUCACUUUCUUCCAAUAAUUUUAGUGGCUCAUUUCAUAUUAAUUUGGUUCAGCAGCUGAGAAAUCUUUGGGAUUUGGAUCUUUCCUACAAUCAUUUUUCCAUUGAUGCCACAAAUACGGCUCCCCAGGACUCUUCAUUCCCUGACCUUCAAGACUUAAAUUUGGCUUCCUGCCAAUUGACGACAUUGCCUCGGUUUUUGGCUAACCAGUCCACAUUGUUCUUCCUCGACCUCUCCCACAAUUAUAUAAAAGGGGAUAUACCGAGAUGGAUAUGGACACUAGAAAAUCUUAACCAUCUCAAUCUUUCCUCUAAUUUCUUUGAAGAUAUGGAAACACCUCUGGGCAAUCUUACCUUUCCUUUGGAUUUCAUCGACCUCCAUUCAAACAUGCUCCGAGGGAAUAUGCCACCCUUGUCGUCAUAUGCUUCCUACUUUGAUUUCUCAAGUAACAAAAUAAAUGCUAUUAUUCCGGAUGACAUCAACAUACUAAACUCGAUGUUCUUCUCCCUUUCAAAGAAUAAUUUCCUUGGGUCCAUCCCGAAGUCAAUUUACAAAGCUGGUUAUCUUGAUGUGCUUGACUUAUUGCAUAACCAUCUGAACGGAACUAUUCUUGAUUGUUUAAUGAUGGCAUCCCCAAAGGUAUUGAAUCUGCAAAAUAACCAGUUGAGUGGUGAUAUUCCGCAAAACAUCUCGUCAACAUGUGAUUUGAAGAUAUUGGAUAUUAGUGAGAAUUUCUUGCAGGGCUAG
Molecule: messenger RNA, 1254 nt
Organism: Syzygium oleosum
Lineage: Eukaryota; Viridiplantae; Streptophyta; Magnoliopsida; Myrtales; Myrtaceae
Product: leucine-rich repeat receptor-like serine/threonine-protein kinase RGI4
Exons: 1
Coding region: 1-1254 (417 amino acids)
Molecular function (GO): receptor serine/threonine kinase binding
Source: RefSeq, a predicted model, not a curated record